GGGGCGGUCUCGCGAAUCAUCGGACUCCAUCGGCUUUUUCCGGUGAUCUCGGUCAGUUAGCUAGCCAAGCUGAUUAGCCUGCUACUACCAGCUAAUGUUUGUAGGAUAUUUAUUGUUACCUGAAUUGGAGUGGAUGAUACAAAUAGUGUAGGGAAAUGGCGGACGUCGAGGGAGAAGGAAUUUGUUCAUCGGUUCCUCCGUUGCCUCACCCUUCCUCUCGUAACGGCUCCGGUAGCGGUAACGUUACACCGGGCACCCGCGGCAGCUGCCAGACGGCAACCACCGUUACUUCAGGCCCACGGCUAGUUCGAAUAGUGAAGUCUAAUUCAGGCUAUGGUUUCAAUGUUCGGGGACAAGUUAGUGAAGGUGGGCAACUACGGAGCAUUAACGGGGAACUGUACGCUCCACUGCAGCAUGUUAGUGCUGUCCUACCGGGAGGUGCCGCCGACAGAGCCGGUAUUUCGAAGGGGGACAGGAUUCUUGAGGUUAACGGUGUGAAUGUAGAGGGAGCGACCCAUAAGCAGGUGGUGGACCUGAUCCGGGCUGGAGAGAGGGAGCUGGUGCUGGCCGUGCUGUCUGUACCGCCCCAGGAGGCCGACUGCCUGGAUCCCGGAGACGACGUUUCAGCCCAGUCCUGCUAUGACUACUCCGACAAGCAGGCCGUCCCCAUCUCUGUGCCGAGCUACAAACACACUGAGCUCAACCAGGAAAAGUUUGUGGUAUAUAAUGUGUACAUGGCAGGCAGGCAGCUGUGCUCCAAGCGUUACCGUGAGUUUGUGAUCCUACACCAAAACCUGAAGAGGGAGUUUGCCAACUUUACGUUCCCCAAGCUGCCUGGGAAAUGGCCUUUUUCCCUAUCGGAGCAGCAGCUGGACGCACGACGCAGAGGCCUGGAAGAAUACCUGGAGAAAGUGUGCUCUGUACGGGUAAUUGGAGAAAGUGACAUCAUGCAGGAGUUCCUGUCUGAAUCAGAUGAGAACUAUAACGGCGUGUCAGAUGUGGAGUUGAGAAUAGCCAUGCCCGAUAAAACCACGCUCACUGUCAGAGUUCGCAAAAACUCUACUACAGACCAGGUCUACCAGGCUGUGGUUAUGAAACUAGGGAUGGACAGUGUAACAGCCAGUUACUUUGCUCUGUUUGAGGUCAUCAACCACACCUUCGUGCGUAAGCUUGCCCCCAAUGAGUUCCCCCACAAACUGUAUGUACAGAACUAUACCUCAGCCAUCCCAGGAACCUGCCUCACCCUGCGCAAGUGGCUCUUCACUACAGAAGAGGAGAUUCUGCUCAAUGACAACCAGCUUGCUGUCAACUACUUCUUCCACCAGGCUGCAGAUGAUGUGAAGAAAGGCUUCAUCAAAGCAGAGCAGAAGUCCUACCAGCUGCAGAAGCUGGCUGAGCAGAAGAAGAUGUCCAUGUAUCUGAGUUUGUUGAGGGGUUGCGAGGGCUACAAUGAGAUCAUAUUCCCCCACUGUUCCUGCGACUCCCGACGUAAAGGCCACGUCAUCACAGCCAUCAGCAUUCACCACUUUAAGCUGCACGCCUGCACCGAGGAAGGGACACUCGAGAACCAGGUGAUCGCAUUUGAGUGGGGGGAGAUGCAGAGGUGGGACACAGAUGAGGAGGGCAUGGCCUUUUGCUUUGAAUAUGCACGAGGAGAGAAGAAACCACGUUGGGUCAAGAUAUUUACACCCUACUUUAACUACAUGCACGAGUGCUUCGAGAGAGUCUUCUGUGAGCUGAAGUGGAGGAAGGAGGUGGAAGAGGAGGCUACAGACAAGGACAAUAAGAACUGCAGUAAAGAUGGUAUGUGUGGCAAGAAUAUUUUCCAGCUGCUGAGGCACAGAAGGGAUGGAGGCACCUAGGAAGGGAGAUUGUUACCUCUUAACUAGACACCACCAUCACCAACUCAGCUCAGUUCGGCCCUCAUCUAGCCCCAGACCUAACAACACUCACAUGGUCUUCAUUUUCACUCCAUCGGCUACAACCUGAGAAGCUACCCCCCGAUACAUGCAAACCAACAACCAUCUGCAAAUGAACAAAUCGAAUGAACAGAAGCAUAAAAAGCUACAUAAACCAGAACUGUUGAAUCCAGCACAUCAUAAUCAUUCAUUAAGCAGAGCAAAGCCAUGGAUUCAUGCAAGCCUUCUUCUUACUGGAAGGGACUUGAACUGGAAUGUUACUUGUACAUGAGGAGGUUUUGAGCCUCCUCUGAAGUAGUCCUACUGGAAAGAGAAAGCUGAAGUGAAAAAGGAAGUAUUGGCGGACUAACAAGGGAAAGUGAAAGCUGUUAGUGCUCGCACAGGGGAGACCACAGGAAGACAGUUAGCUUCUCAAUUUAUGGAUCAGAGCAGCAGUGUCUUCUUUGUCUUUUUGGCCAGUUGUUAGCGUGCAUGUGUGUUUGUGGGUGUUAACUAUGCGUGAAGGGGGCCCCAAAAGGCAAGGGGCCAACCAGAGCGAGUUCCUCAGGAUGUAAGUCACAGCUGAAUUACUUCACAUACAUACAUUUUCAUCUGUUUGCCGCUAAAUUUGCAUUUAUAAAAGAAAAGUAUUAACAUUGUAAUAUGGCAUAUGAGAAAAUUGAAAGAGAAAGCAGACAUUUUGUAGGAUUGUUAGACACAUUUUUCACUCAGAGAUUUGGGUGCACAGAGCACACAGCUGUGAGGAUUUGACACAUGAGAAGGAACAUGUUAAACUUUAGACUAUUGUUGCACUUUAUCCAACAGUAUUAACAACCUCCAAAUGUGGGAAAUGUAACCUAAGAAGCAGAUAGUGGGCGUAAUACUGGAACUAGCCUGUACUUAGUUUACAUUCAUUUUUGACUGACUGACUGACUACAGUAUGAUUACGUACUGCAUCAUCAAAUGAUGUGUGCAGUGUGCAGAGCCAUGCAUUAAACUUUUCUGUAUUUACAGUAUAAUGUUAACACUCCAUGCAAAUGUUUUGAGGCCAUUGUAGAGCAGUAGUGAUGUGGAGCACUGAUCAGAAGAGUGGAAGUGUAGUACAGUAUGUUUAGUGUGCAUUACCCAUACAAGACAGCAGGGGUCCAUCUCUUCCUGUCUGUCUUUCUUGUCGGCAGUGAUUACUUUGUUUCUGAGAUCUCCCACAGGAUUUAUAAUAGGCCUGUAAUUCAAUCAGCCUUUCCACUUGCAGUACUAUUUAUCUCUGUAGCUAGUACUUUGCUGUACUGUUGAACCACUCAUGCACUCCAGAUUCAGGUUAAGUGGGAAGAGGAUUUCUUAGCAAAAAGGGCAGCUUGCACCCUUCAUCAACAUGAUGGAUAUAAGGAUAUAAGGAUAACUGCACAGUCACUAAAGGCUUUGUAGCAACUGAUCACAUAACUGCAGUAUAAUGUAAUAAACAGUGUAAUUUAAUGUCCCUUUAAAUGAGCCCAGUUAAUGUUCUCAUUCCUAGAAUAAUGUCAUAAUAAUAAUGUAAUAACAUAAUUAUCUAAUGAUGCAAUAGUGACCUCAGACUGACAAAUAAAGAAAGAAUAAUUUAAUUACAGGUUAUUAUGUCAUUAAAACUUGGCACUCUUAAUGCUGGCAUUAAAUAUGCAUAAUUUCUCAGUGCAAUAUUGUGAUGUUACUACUUUAUUCAUCAAAUCUAAGUAGCUUUAUUGCAUUAUCAACUCAUUCAGAAGGACAUUUUUCUUACAUUUUGAAAGUUAUUUGAAAUAUAUUACAUGUUCAGUUGCUACUAGCUUUCACAAAAUGAGAACUCCUGUUAGUGCUGGGUGAUAUGGUUGUUUAUCAUCAUAAUAUGGCAAAUUUAUGCAAAAUCACAUGUAAGAUAAUCAUACUGAUGCUCAAAGCAAAGACGAUAAGAUCAUGUGAUCAAAAUAUGAUGUCAUUGAAUGCCAGUAAACCAUAAUAUUCAAUUAUCGCCCAGCCCGAACUCCUAUUUAGCUCGUAGUGACGAUAUCAACAGUAUUUUUGUUAUCCACAAGCAAGUAAAGAGUCCUGGAUUGAUAUCAGUGGCUCUUACUAAGAGUGCUUCUUAUAAUGGUGGUGCUGUUCACAAAAGCCAUUUUGGGUGAUUAAUGAGCUUCAACAGGGUUUGGUGGGUGUGUAAAGGAGGUUUAAUGGAAUGUGUUGAGUCUUGAAUUGAGAGAUUGAAUGCUGAACGCAUUUCCCAGGAUUCUUGUCUGUUUACUGGACCGUGUCUGACGUGGUCGAUUGUCUGAUCUGCCCACCUUUAAGUGUGCCCCCCCCCUUCUCUCUCUCUCAUUCUGACUAAAGUUAAAUGUCACUAGCAUUAUUUAUUUCAGUAAGAUACAAUGUUAAAUUCAGCAUUUCUGUUAAGUUUUUCUGAUAUGGUUUGUCUUUUCAAAGAGCCACACUAAGAAGGAGAAUGGAGAUUGACAACCUGCAUAUUCUUUGACAUGUUGAAAUGUAAAAUUUAAAGACAAAGUGUUUGGUUACGUCGCUUACUGUAAUAAAUUGUAACAUAUUCUUUUAAAUAAACCGAUUUAUUGAUGCAAAGUUA
Molecule: messenger RNA, 4485 nt
Organism: Siniperca chuatsi (mandarin fish)
Lineage: Eukaryota; Metazoa; Chordata; Actinopteri; Centrarchiformes; Sinipercidae
Gene: snx27b
Product: sorting nexin 27b
Exons: 13
Coding region: 156-1862 (568 amino acids)
Biological process (GO): signal transduction; intracellular protein transport
Cellular component (GO): early endosome
Molecular function (GO): phosphatidylinositol-3-phosphate binding; protein binding
Source: RefSeq, a predicted model, not a curated record